Chiloscyllium plagiosum (whitespotted bambooshark) is the source of this 4482-nucleotide messenger RNA. The record is from RefSeq and is a predicted model, not a curated record. Lineage: Eukaryota; Metazoa; Chordata; Chondrichthyes; Orectolobiformes; Hemiscylliidae.
CCCGGGUCUCAGGCGCUGUGAGGCAGCAAUGCUAACCACUGUGCCACCGUGCUGCCCACUUGCUUGAAGUUGGACAUUGACCAAUUUGCUCUUGUCCAUUAUAUCUCUACUACUGUACUCCAUUCAGAAGAUCCAAAUGAUCACCUUGCCCAUUAUCCAAAAUCUACAACAAAGAUAAUUUCAAGGUGACAUCUCUUAUUUACAGUUUAAACAUCUGAUCUGUGUUACACAUUUAGAUUUUCCAAUUCUUAUGCCAGUUGGCUAGUUAAGCAGCUUCUUCUCAACUGACUGGUGUCUCCCCUUUCCCACUGUGGGGGCAUUUUGUUUCUAGACCACUUUCUCCUUUUCCUAAGAAACCUCCCUCCUGGUGGGGUUUAAUCCCCUGAAGGUGUGUGGUGAAGUUUCUCAUCCUGUUCAACCAGGGCCAGAGCUUGAACAGGUUCCUCAUCUUCUGCCAGGUUUGAUGGCACGUAACAUUGAUGGCAGCUAUUCUGUGCCCCACCCAAUUUUCCCAUAUCUCUUAGCAUUUUGUGGAACUGGCUUUAUCUGUCACUGAUAAGCACUUGUGUACCUUGGGGACAGGAAGGUCUCGGUCUGGAAAUGUUCUAACAUCUCUCAUUGCCCUAUCGCGUAUUCUGUCAGUUUCACCUUUCCAUCAAAGUAGGCCUUUCUCCGGAUUUUCCUUUUCCUGAUCUUAACUGCUGCAGCUCCCUGGAUAUUUUCUGGGAUCAUCUGCACAAUUUUUUCAUGUGUAAGGGCCUGUACGUUCUUGAGGUCCAACACAAAGGACCUUCCAUUUCCCGCAUCAGACACUCUGUGUUAUACGUGGGGAUAAAUUCUGUGAAACCCGAAAUGGUGUUCGGGCAAAUGGUAGAGCUACAUCCCAGAUUCUGUUCUUUUACUGGACCAUUUUCCUGGUCAUCUCCUUAUGGAUUCUAUUCAUUCACUCCACUAUCCCACUAGACUGGGGCUGAUAUCAAACUUCUGAAUUAUCACAAGCAGCACCAUUACAUUCUGUAGUAAACGUGUACCCUUGUCAGACUCGAUACUUUUCAGUAGGCCCAGCACAUAAUACAUGCUGGAUUAGCUCUGACGUUAGCUGUGUUAUUUUGAGUUGGAAAGCUUCUACCCACUUUGUGGACAUAUCUACAAUAACCAAGAUGUACUUGUAUCCCCUCUGAUGGUGGUAAGGGCCGUUAACAGUCUGAUUGUAGAUUAGUCAAAGCACCCUCUACAGGCUGGUGUGUCUCAAUAGCCCUGUAUUUGUGUACCUCUCUGGAUUGUUCUGGGCAUAGACUAUACAGUUCUAUCCCCAACAGUUUAUAUCCAUUUAAUCCAUCUGGUUGGCACCUCCAAUCCUUAAUGGUCCUGUUUAUUGUGACACUGGUAUAUCAUUUGAUUUCAGUUCCCUAAUGGUACUAUGUUGCUUUCCUUUCUCAAGGACCAAACCAUCUUUAAUCUGGAUCUUAUCCUUUCAUAUUUUGUACAUUUCUGGGUACACUCCACCCCUUAUUUGCUUCAGUUCUCCGUCGCUGUCCUCUGCCUGAAUAAUAAGAUCAUCAAUUUUAACUUGGUUAGUACUGACUGCGUUUAUCAAUUCCGUCUAUAACGGCAGUUGCCACACUUCCAUGGCUUCCUGUUUAGCUAACUCAUCUGCCCUGCUGUUCCAGGCUGGGGAAGGAACGGUGGUGUGCCCACACCUUAAUGGCUCCAUAUUCUCUACCUCAUGUAAAAUAUAUUUCAGUAACUGGGUGGACAGCAAUGGUUUCCCCCUGGCCGACACAAAUCUCACAACGGAUGGAAAUCAGUCAAACUAUUACACACAUACAUGCUAUCUGAAUAUAUGUCUGCUGAAGUGGGGAAUUCAUUAGAGUGGCUUCCUACAUAGACCACGGCUGCCAGUUCUGCAGCCUGCAUGCUCAUAUUACAUGCUCAAGUUUAGUGCUCGUUCUGUCACCUCACGGGCCUCCUUUGCUGGUCUUCUACAUAAAUGCUGCACCCUGUUUUCCACCUUCUGUCCUCUACAAUGAAGAACUAUCUACAAAGAUUUUAAAACUGGCUGGGUCUCCUUGUUGAUGUUCCUGCUGACUUUAACACACCACCACUAUGUCUCUGUAACAUCAGGGUCCAUCAUACUCUCUGUUUUGACUGUUUUCUCCAUUUUUGAUACGACCUUCCUAUAGCAAUUAGACAGGGGUGUGUUUAGUCAGAAUAGCAGAUUAAGCCCUAUUAUACAAGCAAAGUGUUGGACCACUCAAAGCAUUGCCAGGCUCUCAAUGCCUUUAGAGAGAGGUGGGCACCACAGGCGAUACAGUGCUUUAUUUUCCCCAUCCCACUCCAUUUUGGUUUGGUCCCUUCUCUCUUUCCUUACUUCCCCAUCGCUUUUGAUGGUUUGCAUUGCCUUUAACAGCCUUUUUUUAAAAAAAGCCUCAGUGUUUUUGGUGGUGGGAAGGUCGUUCAGGUGUGUAUAACAGCACUCUGGAGUAUAAAAGAAAAGUCUGUCGGGAGAUGCCUUUCACACACUGACAGUCCAUGGUUCACCAGCAUAAGAACCUGGGAAAUGUCUAUCACAGGACUAAGUUUCUUCUAGUAGUCUCUUGUGAUAGUAUGGCCACAAUGUCCUCCCUGUGGCCGCUAAUUCCACAGGAAAAGGUGGUUCCACAUAUGGACUCGCAAAGCUGUUGGUAACGCUAAGUUCAGAGCUGCAAUGGCUUGUGUAUGUUGUUCCUUCCUUACCAGUUGUGCAUUCCUUUUAAAGGUCAGACAAAGGGCUGCCUUUGUAGCAAAACCAUCACUCCGAUAUCUGACAGUACUGUUAUGGACCAGACCAAACCCCUUCAAAAUAUUCAGAAGAUAGUCUAGACCCUAUAUUUUUCUUAGUUUAAAUGUAAAUGCAAGAUGUUGCAUUCCAGAUGCAAUUUGAUUGUUUAAGUACUGGAUUUAAAGCAAAACACACUUUAUUCAUCCGCCAUUCUUCCACAGGCACAAUGUAUUGAUCACAUCAUUUCCAGAAACACUGUAAUGUAAAUCAUCCCUUCAUGGCCAGAUCUGUUGUGAAUCGUUUUUUUAACUGUAGGGAGUAGUCAGAAUUUUAAUUGCAAUGUUCUUAUUGAUUUGUGAAUAGUGGAUGAUAAUGUAAUUCUUUUAUUCUGAAUGACUAGGAAAUGGCCAUGCAAAUGGCUCUGAACGGCAAGGGAUGGGAAUGUAAAUUCCUUACAUUCUACCUGUAAGACAAAGACAUACCACCUUAAGACAGAAGCAAACCACCCUACUCCUGGGGCAUCCAAUUUCUUGCAGGAGAUUAUAAAGGACAGGUUUGCAGGCGAUAAACCCUUGAGCCAAACACCACAUCAGGAGCAGAAUAAGAUUGGCCUUUUAAUAUGCAGGAAGAAAGCACCGCUCACCAUGUGGAAAAAUCGCACACGUGCUCAGAAUGUGGACAAGGCUUCAAUCAAACAUCUGCUCUGUCAAAGCACAAACGCAUUCACGACAUGGGGAGAUAUUCCUGUGGUGAUUGUGAGAAGCGAUUCAAUUCUUUAUCCAACCUGGAUUCUCAUCGGCGCAGUCACUCGGAGGAGAGACCUUAUACCUGCUCCACCUGUGGGAAGGGAUUCACUUGGCCAUCCAGCCUUGCGGCGCACCAGCGAGUUCACACUGGGGAGAGACCAUUCACGUGCUCAAAGUGCGACAAAGACUUCACUUUUUCAUCCAACCUGCUGAGACACCAGCAAGUUCACAGUGAAGAGAGGCCAAUCAACUGCUUUGUGUGUGGGAAGGGAUUCAAAAAUUCAGCUGGCCUGCGGAAGCACGAGGUCAUUCACACCGAUGAGAAACCAUUCAAGUGCUCCGAUUGUGGAAAGAGGUUUAAGCAGUCGUACCACCUGCAGGCACACCAACGCAUUCACACCAGGGAGAAGCCGUUCAGCUGCUCAGAGUGUGGGAAGGGAUUCAGUCAGAACAGUAACCUGAUGGAGCACCAGUGGAUUCACAAGGAGGAGAAACCUAUUAAAUGCCCUGAAUGUGGAAAGGGGUUUACUCAUUCCUACCGCUUGAGAGUGCAUCAGCUCGUUCACACGGCCUCAUAAAGAGUCUGGAAAACGUCAUGAACGACUCGGGGUGGACUACAAGCUUGUGUAUUGCUUUAUCAUUUUGCUGACGCAAGUUUAAAUUGUAUUAAGAUGCUGUACCAGAGAGCCAAUUACAGAGGGACAACUUGGCUCCGUUGACCAAUAGUAAUCAAAGGGGGAGCAUACGCGCUCUGAGCUUGAAGUGUAUAAUUAAGACAUUCUGAAGCUUUUAAUGUGCCCUUUUUGCCUUUGUGCCUUGUUGCUGUCUGCUGUAACUGAGCUGUAAAUCGCAAUAUAGAUCACCUGAAUACGUCCCACGACUCAGACUCUCAUUAAAAUAUGAGAUCUAACAGUAAGCUGUCAUAACUGUGGUGAAUUAUUGUAAAACAAAUGGAAAAUAAAUGUAAUGCUUGUA